Molecule: messenger RNA, 564 nt
Organism: Aspergillus oryzae RIB40
Lineage: Eukaryota; Fungi; Ascomycota; Eurotiomycetes; Eurotiales; Aspergillaceae
Exons: 2
Coding region: 1-564 (187 amino acids)
Biological process (GO): protein import into mitochondrial intermembrane space
Cellular component (GO): mitochondrial intermembrane space
Molecular function (GO): protein-disulfide reductase activity
Source: RefSeq, a predicted model, not a curated record
AUGUUCCGUCCCGCCUCUAGAGCCCUCCUCCGCGCGCCGGCCGUCGCCCGUGGCCCGGCAAGCAGACGAUUGAUAAGCACCGCUCCCGCCGAGUCGAAACCGAGGAGCUGGAAGAACACCGCUGUACGACUGGGAUUGGCCGCUGGCGCAAUCUACUACUAUAACACGAGCAAUGUGUUCGCGGAGAACCCAUCCUUCUCCCUCAACAACCAGCUUAAGAAAAACUCCGCCGAAGAACCCCUCCCCACCCUCGACUCCAUCAAGCCCAGGAUCCGCGAAGAAAGGGAAUCCGCCGCCCCCAAGCCCAAUGCCGAACAAGCCCCAGCACAAGAGCUCCCCUUCGGCGAGGGCGCCGUGAAGUCGCCCCAGGAGCUCGAAGAGGAGGCCGGCCAGGAAGCCGCCUUCAACCCGGAGACCGGCGAGAUCAACUGGGACUGCCCCUGCCUGGGUGGAAUGGCUCACGGCCCUUGCGGAGAGGAGUUCAAGGCUGCGUUCAGCUGCUUCGUGUACUCUGAGGAGGAGCCUAAGGGCAUGGACUGCAUUGAGAAGUUUAAGUGCGUCUGA